This is a messenger RNA of Lolium rigidum, 1797 nucleotides long. Its product is annotated as ent-kaurenoic acid oxidase 1-like. Gene Ontology annotation, biological process: multicellular organism development; sterol metabolic process; brassinosteroid biosynthetic process. The record is from RefSeq and is a predicted model, not a curated record. NCBI's taxonomy places the organism in Eukaryota, Viridiplantae, Streptophyta, Magnoliopsida, Poales, Poaceae. Gene Ontology annotation, molecular function: iron ion binding; oxidoreductase activity, acting on paired donors, with incorporation or reduction of molecular oxygen; monooxygenase activity. Bases 1 to 1797 code for a protein of 598 amino acids. The transcript has 9 exons.
AUGAGUAAAAAACUACCGGCGCAAUUGACCGAACAGGUCGUGGGCGGCGAGGCCGGGCGGCGCAACCAGCAGAUAUCCUGUUCUCCGGCGCGGCGAGGCCCGAGCAGACGGCGUGUACUGCGGCGAUGCGGUGGGGGUGGGAAUGGGGUGAUGGGUGAGUGGGCAUGGUGGGUGGGCCUCGUCUUCGGCGCCGUCCCACUGCUCUGCUUCGCCGCCUGGCACGCCACCGAUGCCUGGUACAACGCCGUCUUCGCCCUCAAACACCGCAACAAGAAGAGCACAAACGGCGACCGCCGCCGCAUCCCGCCAGGCCACAUGGGCAUCCCCUUCCUCGGCGAGACGCUGUCGCUGCUCUGGUACUUCAAGCUCGCCCGUCGCCCGGACGAGUUCAUCGGCGCCAAGAAGCGCGCCUACGGCGGGAAACCGGGGUUGUACCGUUCGCAUCUCUUCGGGUCGCCCGCCAUCAUCGCCUGCUCCCCGGCGGCCAACAAGUUCGUCCUCCAGUCCGCAGAAUGCUUCGGCAUACGGUGGCCGGUGGCCGAGCUGGUUGGCGUCACGUCCGUGGUGAACGUGGAGGGCCGCAGCCACGAGAGGCUCCGCGGGUUCAUCCUCGCCGCCAUCAGCCGGCCCAGCUCCCUCCGGAGCAUUGCCAGCAUGGUGCAGCCCAACGUCGUGGCGGCGCUGCAGGCGUGGGCGGACAAGGGCACUAUCAUCGCCGUCACCGAGAUCAGAAAAGUGACGUUCACCAACAUCUGCAAGAUGUUUGUCAGCAUGGAGCCGUCACCUCUCACGGACAAGAUCGAUCAAUGGUUCCACGGAUUGCUGGCUGGCUUCAGAGCAUUCCCAUUGGAUUUUCCAGGAACAGCAUCCCAUGCCGCUCGGAAGUGCCGUCGGAACUUGGAUGCGGCCUUUCAGGAGGAGCUGGAGGCGAGGAAGAAGGUGGGCAAGGAGUGUGAUGAUCUAAUGAAUGGUUUUAUGCAAAUGGAGAACGAGCAAGGGGAGAAGCUGAGCGACGAGGAAGUGGUGGAUAACAUGGUCUCCCUUGUCAUUGCGGGCUACGAAUCCACCACCAACGCCAUAAUGUGGGCUAUUUAUCACCUCGCCAAAUCACCCAUCACCCUCUCCAAGCUUCGAGAGGAGAAUGUAGCGAUGAGCAAAAGUAAAGGUGGUUUGUCUUCAGGGAGCUUGACGAUCACACACGAUGACAUCCCAAAGAUGAAGUACACGGCCAAAGUGGUGGAGGAGACUAUCAGGAUGGCCAACAUCGCCCCGAUGAUCCAUCGGGUGGCAAAUAGGGAUGUGGAAUAUGGUGGCUACAUCAUACCGGAGGGGUGGUCCGUGCUGGUAUGGGUGAGGUCGCUGCACACCGACCCUGACUACUAUCAGGAUCCUCUUACCUUCAACCCUGACAGAUGGGACGAACCAGCAAGGCCGGGAACAUUCCAGGCGUUUGGAGGCGGCCCCAGGAUCUGUGCAGGCAACAUGCUCGCUAGGCUGCAGCUUACCAUCAUCUUGCAUCAUCUCUCCAUCGGUUAUGAAUGGGAGUUGCUAAACCCUGACGCCAAGAUCGAUUACCUUCCGCAUCCAAGACCAGUGGAUGGCGCCGCCAUGAAAAUUCGUAAGCUUGCUACUACAAUCAAUAAGCAGAUGGAUUCACUACGGGAAAAAAUCCCCGUGCCUGAUCCGCAGGUGUUGGCGCUCCUCCAGCGAGCGCCAAGUCAGAGCCCGCUGACACCUGGCUUGACCGUCAACAAUACGGGCAUCAUCCGGAGCUCGCAGCGAGUUUCUAGGGAUUAA